AGAGAGAGAAUUUGGUACGCUGCUCAGUUUCCUUUCUUUUUUUCCUUUUCCCUUGGCCCCAAAACUCCGAAGUUGGUGGGUCUUCUUCAUUCUUCACCGUCAAGAGAGGAAAUUUCAACCGAACCUCUGAACCGAACCUCUAAUCAAAAUAGCAGCUUUAGCUGUUCUGUGUGCUUAAGAUUGGAUUUUGCUGUAGAAUUUGAGAUGGGUAGUAGAAGUUGGAGAAUUUUUCUGCUUUCUUUGAAGUAGUGAAUAAAGAGAGGAACUGGAGAAGAAAGCAACAGUGAUGAGUUUUAAGAGUAGAGGAGGAGGAGGAGGAGAGAUUUCUUCGAAGAGCUUAACUUCCAAGAAAUGGACCUUUUUGCUUUGUAUUGGGAGCUUCUGUCUCGGUCUCUUAUUCACAAAUAGAAUGUGGACAAUGCCUGAAGCAAAAGAUAUCAUCAGGACAACUGGGACUGGAGAAAAUAAGAUGAAGCUUGUUUCUAGCGAUUGCAAUUCACGAAUUAUGACUGAAAUGCAAGAGCCUAAGAGCAUCAUAGGAAAAGCUCCCAAGACCCAUACUACUAUACAGACUUUAGAUAAAACGAUAUCAAGCUUAGAAAUGGAACUAGCAGCAGCAAAGGCUGCACAAGAGUCUAUACUUAAUGGGUCUCCGUUAUCAGCAAACUCAAAGAUCACCGAAUCCCAUAGAAAGCAUAAAUAUUUAAUGGUUGUAGGAGUCAAUACUGCGUUUAGCAGUCGUAAGCGAAGAGAUUCAGUUCGUGCUACUUGGAUGCCUCAAGGUGAAAAGAGAAAAAAGCUGGAGGAAGAGAAGGGUAUCAUCAUUCGUUUUGUUAUCGGCCAUAGCGCUACUUCUGGCGGGAUUCUUGAUAAAGCAAUCGAAGCGGAGGAUAGAAAGCAUGGGGACUUCAUGAGGCUGGAUCAUGUUGAAGGAUACCUUGAAUUGUCAGCCAAGACCAAAAUAUAUUUUGCUACUGCUGUUUCUAUGUGGGAUGCGGAGUUUUACAUCAAAGUUGACGAUGAUGUACAUGUAAAUAUAGCAACCCUUGGAAUUACUUUAGCCAGGCACCGUUCAAAGCCUCGUGUGUAUAUUGGAUGCAUGAAAUCUGGUCCUGUUCUUGCUCAAAAGGGAGUAAGAUAUCAUGAACCUGAGUAUUGGAAAUUUGGGGAAGCUGGAAACAAAUAUUUUCGUCAUGCCACCGGCCAGCUAUAUGCCAUUUCCAAAGAUCUGGCAACUUAUAUAUCCAUAAAUCAGCAUGUGCUACACAAAUAUGCAAAUGAGGAUGUUUCACUUGGAGCCUGGUUUAUUGGAUUAGAUGUGGAGCAUAUUGAUGACCGGAGAUUAUGUUGUGGUACCCCUCCUGACUGUGAAUGGAAAGCUCAAGCAGGCAACCUCUGUGUUGCCUCUUUCGACUGGACCUGCAGUGGCAUUUGCAAAUCCGCGGAAAGGAUUUCAUAUGUUCAUCGUCGCUGCGGUGAGGGGGAGAACGCUCUGUGGAGUGCAACCUUUUGAUUGACUAACCCGGUCGUAUGAAGUGUACGUAAUUUGAAUUGGAAGAAGAGGAUUUAUAUUAUAUAUAGUUGGUACUAUUACUACUUUAUAAAAGAGGGAGUGAGGGAGCUUUCCUGUUUUGUUGGAGAAGAUCCUGAAGCAGAAAGAGGGGAAAUGAGGGAGAGAGAGAGAGAGAGAGAGGGAGAGGCUAUUGGGGCCCCUCCUGUAUUCUUUGAGACUACGUGGGUGGCCAUUUUGUAUCUUAGUAGCACUUGUGUAUGGCUGCCAUUAAAGUAAUAAGUGCUAUUUUUUGGGUUAAUAUUUGAACCUGAUCUAACCCUAUAGUUCACUUUUUUAAACCAGGUAUAAAUAAAGAAUCUUAGUAUUCAGACA
Molecule: messenger RNA, 1885 nt
Organism: Asparagus officinalis (garden asparagus)
Lineage: Eukaryota; Viridiplantae; Streptophyta; Magnoliopsida; Asparagales; Asparagaceae
Product: probable beta-1,3-galactosyltransferase 2
Exons: 11
Coding region: 287-1513 (408 amino acids)
Cellular component (GO): Golgi membrane
Molecular function (GO): hexosyltransferase activity
Source: RefSeq, a predicted model, not a curated record